This is a messenger RNA of Lethenteron reissneri (Far Eastern brook lamprey), 5274 nucleotides long. RefSeq names its product AF4/FMR2 family member lilli-like. Lineage: Eukaryota; Metazoa; Chordata; Hyperoartia; Petromyzontiformes; Petromyzontidae. Gene Ontology annotation, molecular function: protein kinase binding. The record is from RefSeq and is a predicted model, not a curated record. Gene Ontology annotation, biological process: signal transduction.
ACACCGGCACAGAACACACGUCACAGCCACGUACAGCCAACACAAAGACACACACACACACGCGCGCAGGUAUAGGAGAUACACAGCACAACAACAACACACACAAUUACACAGUACAUACGUAUACAAACAUAGACACGCUUGUUAGGACUUCAGGAUCUCCGCUGCUGCGGCUGGCUCGCCAGCAUGGCUCUCUCGCAGGAGAUGUGUUUGGCUGACCACAACGUCAACUGGAUUGCCAGCGAGUCGAAGCCAGAAUACUUCUACAGCGAGGAGCAGCGAAUCGCUCUCGAAGGUCUCAUCGACGGCGGAACCGAGACCUACGAGGCCGCCCUGGAGAAGUUCAACAUCAAACCGUUCCUGUCCCGGGAGGAGAUCGACCGGGUGAACAACUCGAGCAGAGAACAGCGGGGUCGAGGUUCCACGGCUGCCCGAAGUGCCGAUGCCGCAGUGGACGCUGACCCAGCAGCAGCAGCCGCCGCCGAGACUGAGAGCACAGCCUCGACCGACGGUGACAGCUCGCUCACCUACUGGCCGGACCAGUCGGACGAUGAGCCACCGGCCACUCUGGACAUUGGCUGGCCGGACGCGCAGGGCUAUAGGGGGGUGACCAGAGCCACCGUUUACACGCAGCCGCCCGGGGAAGGCGCCGCCAACGUAAAGGAGACCGUGAGACGGCUCGUACAGAACGCGCAGUCGCUCAUCGCCGUGGCCAUGGACAAAUUCACCGACAUGGACAUAUUUCGCGACAUCCUGGACGUGAUGUCGCGACGGAAGGUGGCCGUCUACAUCGUUCACGACGAAGGGAACAUGCCCUUCUUCCUGAGCAUGUGCGAGAGGGUCGGCAUGCACGCGGGACACCUCAAGAAAAUGCGCAUCCGCAGCGCGUGUGGGGCUUCCUUCAGCACGCGCAACGGAAAUGUCAUCAACGGUGUCCUUGGCCACAAGUUCAUGAUCAUCGACGGGGACAAAGCCAUCGCUGGCUCCUACAGCUUCACGUGGUCCGCGUCCCGUCUCGACCGCAACAUCAUCACGGUCCUCACGGGGCAGAUCGUGGACACGUUCGACACGGAGUUCCGCGAGCUCUACGCCGCCAGCAAGCCGGUCCGCACCGAGUCCCUGAAGCUUCCCGACGACCCCAACGCCGGGCAGGACCCCGAGCCGAGCCCCUCGAAACCGGCCGUGGCGGUGAACGCCGCCGCCUCCCGCCGGAUGCUCAACCCCAAGUACGCCCUGGUGCUGGGACGUGGGCCCGCGGCGGCCGGGGUCGCUGCCGAGAACGGCGUCGCCGGCGUUGAUGCCGUGGACGCCGCCGCCGUCGCCGCCGCCGCGGCCGCCGGAGCCACCAUCGCCGCCGGCGGAGCGCAGCAAAAGUACCGCGAGCGGUUGGAUCGCGUCGAGCAGUGGGACGUGAAGGGGGAGGUGGGCGAAGGCGAGGACAGGCCCGACUCCGACGCCGCGGACGGCGCCAAGCAAGCGAGCGCUCCCCGCGAGCGCGUCAUCCGCGUCAUUUACCGCGAGCGGCCGAGCAACGGGCCGCAGUGCGCGGAAAACGCGGCCUCGCAAAACGCCACCGCCGCCGCCGCGGCACAAGAGGUGGCGGCCGCGGCGCGAAGGAGCUCGAUGAACGACUGCGUGGCGGUCGCCGAGACGGCCGGGAAGGACUUGCCUGAUGGCGUGGGCAACAACGUGCUGAAACAACAACAGCUGCAACGACGGAACAGCGAUUAUAUUGUUCAGCAGCAGCAACAACAGCAACAGCAGCAGCCACCGCAGCCACCACAGCCACCACAGCAGCAGCAACCAGGCAACAGUGAGGAUGAUGAUGACGACGACGAUGACGAUGACGACGAUGACGACGAUGAAGAUGACGAUGACGAGGGGGAAGAGGAUGCUGAAGAUGACGAGAGUGUCGGGUAUGAGUACGAGGAUGCGCAGGAGGGACUGCCCUUAACCGGGAUGGCCGCGGUGGCGGCGUGGGUUCCCACGCCUGCAGUCAAUCGGUCUCAGUCGUUCGGCGGAGGCGGCCGUGGCCGUGGCGGUGAUGACGGACGAAUCUUCUCGGCGUUCGAGGGACCGCUGGACGACAAAGCGGGCCUCGCGGGUGGGAUGCAGCGCUCGCAUUCCACGGAAGAGCCUGCGUCUCCGUCGCCGCUCGACUUUUCGACAGCCCAAGACUAUAUGGAGGCGGGAGAUGAUGCUGGGAGCAAGCGCUUCCGCCAGCCGCCCGCUCCGCCCCAGCGCCUCCGCAGCUCCCCAGCGGCCGCCCUCUUCAAGGAUCGCACCUCCCACCGGGAGCCCCCGCCGGGAGCCCUCGCCUCCUACCGCUCCUCCCUCCCCGCGGGGAUGCGCCAGGGGGGCCCCGACCAGUACCGGUCCCACCAGGAGUCGUACAGGUCGCCUCAAACCUACGACCAUCACCAACAGCACCAUCAUCAACAGCAGCAGCAGCAUCAGCAGCAGCAUCAGCAGCAGCAUCAGCAGCAGCAUCAGUCGUACCGGCCCAACCAGACCCUGCUGCAGCAUCACAGGAACAUUUCAUCGCCGCAGCUGUCGGGUCUGGGAGGAGCCGGUCGCUACGGGGGCGACACGCAGAGGGGUCAGCGGAGGGGGUCUCCCGGGGAGGGUGGGGGUAGCGGGAGUAGUGCGGGGGGCAGCGGGGGGUCCCCCCGGAUCGGCCGGAGUCAGACGGCCGCGAUGCCACCCCCGAGGGCCUCCGCCGCUUUCCGCACUCCAGGCUCGAAGCUGCAGGCGCACAGGCAGUACACCUGACGUGGGAGCCGUGGCGAGCGAGCGAGCGUGCGUGCUCCAUACACUGCCGGCUUUCAGGAGGGUAGGCGCACCAGGCGGUGGGGUCGUUGUAAUGUUCAUUUUGUAUAAAGCCACUUUGUGAGCUGUUUUGGAGCAUGAUGGGGCAAUGAAAAAAUAUACAUAAAUAAAUGCCCUUUCGUUCGUCGCUCUGUAUGAAAUUUACGUUUUCGUUCAAUAGCCAGGGAUUCAUUGCAGCUGGGUUUGUUCACGUCAGUGACACUGAAAAUACUUCCGUACCCGGCACACUACACCCAGUUUACCUUUAGCUAUGGCUACUUACUUGUCAUGUGCCACCUACUGCAGUCUACCAGCAACCUAGAUGAUAUUCAGUGAGAAAUGCAUCCCUGCCAGCUGCCUAUGAAUGGGCAUUCCAGACCAGUGUUAAGGCAUUAGCAUUCCUUUUUAACACGACAGAUUUGUUUAACAAGUCUUGCUUUUCUCGUGAGAUUCUUUGGUUUGCUCAGUCAGAUGCUGCUGGAAAAUAUUUGCCUGGAAGCACAAGAAGCCUGAUACAUUGAAAACAUAAUUCGAUGUAAAGUCACCGACCGAUGCUUGUUUUAUUUAUUUACUUUGUUUCGGUUAUUUUGCUACGGUUAUAAUAUUUCCUCUUCUGUUCCACCUUUUGUCGCGAGACGAAGGAAUUAUUUUUUGGAAACUUACGCAGCGAGCAUUGUGACCUCACACGGCCCCCGAGAAGAUGACGUGGCAGAGAUACUACUGAAGUUACUUUAAUAUAGGCCCCAUUAUCCGCAAUUGGUGGCGCAUUUCUUUCAUAUGCCUGGCAAUGAGUGUCCAUCGCAUGGCGAUUAAACCGAAAUGUUGAGUGCAGAGCUGGUAUAUGCCGAAUGAGAUGAAAGCCAAAUCGAUGUAUUUUUUUCUCAAUGCAGUUAUUAAGUGACCAUGCUGAAACCAUCAACACGCUCCAUUCGAGAACCCAGUUAAUAAGGAAAAUCUUAAACCCAGAAUUGAACCCAGACUCUCAGCCGUGUCAGCUCAGUGUCUCCGAUACGGCAUUCAGCCCCCGAGCUACCUCCUCUCAUUCUUGUAUUACACUCUGCGUUUGCACCGAGUCUCGGGGCCCAUUAUCAAAUGGCAUCAAUAAUUACAGUGUAAUUUUGUGAAUAAGCAUGUCUUACGGGGUGCAUAGUAAAUCCUGCGGGCAUGUGCGGCGGUGGCGCUGUGGUUAGCGUACUGCGCUGGGAACCUGGCAACUUGAGUUCGAUUGCUUGUCCAUCAACCGGUCCGGGGUAAGCCUCCAUGCCAUUGAUCAACCUUCAGCGACUGCUUUUGGUGAAGUAUGGUCAAACAACCACCACGACUGACACAGGCAUGGGGAGGCCUUCGUUCAGCAGUGCAAUGACAAGGAGCAAUAAAUAAAAAGGCAAUUUAUCCUGUUAUGACAAAAUAUAUCUCAUACUUGAAAAACGAGUGUCUAAGAAUGUGCCUUAAGAUUUGUCGUGAAGAUGGCAGCGCUUGUGCACGUGUUAAGCAUACAGAGGCGGCGAGUUACGCAAAUUAAACUAUUUGUAUUUGACCAGGUAAGGCCCACUGAGCUAUGUAGCUGUUUUUCAGAAGCGACCUGGCCACAAAUGAUAGCUCAACAAAGUAGCUUAUCAUGUGGAAUUUUAGAUCAGCCAAAUAAUGGAAACGUACCUUUCUAAAUGUGGAGAAAAGUGUACGCGACCGCGGGGAGAACAUCUAAACUCCGAAUAUACAGCAGGCAUCAGGGUCGGAAUCGAACCCACGAUCUCCCGUAUACCAGGCGAGGUAGUUAACAUUUUGCCACGUUGGCGAUGCAAGGCCAGAGGUCUGCAGAUUAUGUCAUGCAAACUAUUUCAUGCAUUUGCAGAAUGGUCGUGACGAGAAUGUUUCUCACCCGGAAUUAAAAAAGCUGAGGGUAGCGUUGACACGAUGGCUCGCACAAUCGCACUGUGAAGCCAGAAGCAUGAGGCCGAUUCCGGGCCACGGCUAACUUUCGUGGCGAGCUGUACAUCUGAACCGGCCCUAAACUGCUUCUCCGCACCCCGGCCCCACACAUCUUCAAACGCCACUGACCAGCGCGGUGAAGUAUAGGCAAACAGCCGCCGCUACGGACAUGGCAUGGUGAUUUCUUUAUCCAACAGUGAAAUAACAGCGGGCUGUGAAUUAAAUAUUACUUAUUCGAAUGAUGAAAAUUUGAGUGAUGAUUGAUUCUGAAGAACUUGUUCAGCCGAGAUGUUUUAUGUGACCUUUGCUAUGUUGGCUGGAGUUCCCAUCGUGCUCAGACGCUCCCCACUUCAGCAAUGUUUGAUUUGGGCCCUGAGAUGUUUGUCAAAACAUUUUGCGGUGGCACGAGUUUGACUUCAUCGCCAGUUUCGUAUCAUGUCAUUAAACCUUUUGAGGUUGGCUCUCUCUCUCUCUCUCUGCUGGAUUGCUUUCCGUGCCGGUGAUUUUUAUUAAACAAUAAAUAUCCUCUUAACCGUG